AUGAAACUCAGUGAGAUCAUUUCGAAAGCUGAGGAUUUGGGAUCUUUUUAUUUUUCCGUUUUUUUCCGUUGGCUAAAGGAUCCUUCAAGAGAUAAUAACGUGUCUCUGAUCGUGAGACUUAUUUUCCAAGCUGUGGUGUAUGUGAUUUGGAAGGAGAGAAACCAGAUGCUUCACUUAUCGGUGGAGAAGCCACCGGGAAUCAUCAUAGAGGAGAUUAAACAGGUUAUCCGGCUUAGAUUGGAUCAGGUGGCUCGUAUACAGGCCGUUUUGUAA
Eruca vesicaria subsp. sativa (arugula) is the source of this 273-nucleotide messenger RNA. The record is from the annotation of a GenBank genome assembly. Lineage: Eukaryota; Viridiplantae; Streptophyta; Magnoliopsida; Brassicales; Brassicaceae.